This is a messenger RNA of Hevea brasiliensis (rubber tree), 1885 nucleotides long. RefSeq names its product guanosine nucleotide diphosphate dissociation inhibitor 2. The record is from RefSeq and is a predicted model, not a curated record. Gene Ontology annotation, biological process: protein transport; vesicle-mediated transport; small GTPase-mediated signal transduction. The transcript is spliced from 13 exons. Gene Ontology annotation, molecular function: Rab GDP-dissociation inhibitor activity. NCBI's taxonomy places the organism in Eukaryota, Viridiplantae, Streptophyta, Magnoliopsida, Malpighiales, Euphorbiaceae. Gene Ontology annotation, cellular component: cytoplasm. Bases 268 to 1599 code for a protein of 443 amino acids.
CUCUUUCCCUUUUCCUUUGGCUUCUUGUUUAAUUUUUUUUUUUCGCAGCUUCUUGUUUAAAUUGUCAUAAAUUAAAAAAAUAAAUAAAUAUAAAUACAUUUAGGUUUCUCCAUUAAACAAAUAAAGUAUCUCUCGCUCCUCUUUAUAUAGCAGACUUCGUCUCUUUCGUCUUUCGUCUCCUUCUGUUUGUGAUCCAUAUCUUGACCUCACCUUGAAAGCCCUAAAGUAUCAUCUCUCUCUGUUGGUGAAUUAAUCUGAAUCAUAAUCAUGGAUGAAGAGUACGAUGUGAUAGUGUUGGGAACUGGUCUCAAAGAAUGCAUCCUCAGUGGUCUUCUUUCUGUUGAUGGGCUCAAGGUUCUGCACAUGGAUAGAAAUGACUAUUAUGGAGGAGAGUCUGCAUCACUUAACCUUAUUCAGCUGUGGAAGAGGUUCAGGGGAAAUGAUAAGCCUCCAGCACAUUUGGGUUCAAGUAGGGAUUAUAAUGUGGACAUGAUCCCUAAGUUUAUGAUGGCCAAUGGCAAUCUUGUACGCGUCCUCAUUCACACAGAUGUUACCAAAUAUUUGUACUUUAAAGCAGUGGAUGGCAGUUUUGUCUACAACAAAGGAAAGGUUCACAAGGUGCCAGCAACUGACAUUGAGGCACUUAAAUCUCCUCUGAUGGGUAUUUUUGAGAAGCGCCGUGCUCGCAAGUUUUUCAUAUACGUCCAGGAUUAUAAUGAAAAUGAUCCCAAAACACAUGAGGGAAUGGACUUGACUAGGGUGACAACCAGAGAACUGAUUGCAAAAUAUGGUCUUGAUGACAACACAGUGGACUUCAUUGGUCAUUCAUUAGCGCUUCAUAGAGAUGAUCAGUACCUAGAUGAACCAGCACUGGAUACUGUGAUGAGAAUGAAGCUUUAUGCGGAAUCUCUUGCCCGUUUUCAAGGAGGAUCGCCAUAUAUUUAUCCUUUGUAUGGAUUAGGAGAGCUCCCACAGGCAUUUGCACGACUUAGUGCUGUUUAUGGUGGCACAUAUAUGUUGAAUAAACCUGAGUGCAAGGUAGAGUUCAAUGAGGAAGGCAAAGUUGUUGGUGUCACAUCAGAAGGGGAAACUGCUAGGUGCAAAAAAGUUGUUUGUGAUCCUUCUUACUUGCCCAACAAGGUUAGGAAGGUUGGUAGGGUUGCCAGAGCAAUUGCCAUCAUGAGCCACCCAAUUCCAAACACCAAUGAUUCUCAUUCAGUUCAGGUUAUCUUGCCUCAAAAGCAGUUGGGUCGCAGAUCAGACAUGUACCUUUUCUGUUGUUCGUAUACUCACAAUGUUGCUCCAAAGGGAAAAUAUAUUGCGUUUGUUUCAUCAGAGGCAGAAACUGAUCAUCCUGAGGUUGAAUUGAAGCCAGGAAUUGACCUUCUAGGUCCUGUUGAUGAGAUAUUCUUUGAAAUUUAUGACAGAUAUGAACCAGUGAAUGAGCCCUCUUUGGACAAUUGCUUUAUAUCAACGAGUUAUGAUGCCACAACUCACUUCGAGUCCACUGUCACAGAUGUUCUCAACAUGUACACCUUGAUCACUGGAAAGGUUCUUGACCUGAGUGUGGAUUUGAGUGCUGCCAGUGCUGCAGAAUGAGGAAGCUGCUUUUACAUAAACUGAUGCUUAGCCUUGUUCUAAGCUCCUUGAAGAGGUGGAAAAGGACUUGGUAUUGGUUUCCUAUAUAUGUUGUAAUAAAUUCAUGUCUAAAUGCACUUUAUUUGAAUAUGUAAGACUUGAAACUUUGAUCUGGCUGUGUUGUGGAAAUUUGCAAUUUCUGCAUUGUUGGUCACUUGUGGAGAGGGUAUAAUUUAUUUGUUCCCAAGUGCUAAAUUACAGAACUGAAACCUUUCUACAUUAAUGAAGCAUGGGCUGUUCUUUUUUA